CGAAACAGAGGAUACCGAGGAAGCGACGCAGGGAAGAGCCAGAUCAUGUCCGCCGGCGCCGGAGAAGAGGUGCAGGUCGCUCUUCUCCAUGGAGGCGAUGGCGCCGUCGAUAAAGGCCUAGAUUCAGAGGACCUGGUUCGGCGGACGUGGGUCGAGUCCAAGAAACUCUGGCGGAUCGUCGGCCCGGCCAUCCUCAACCGCGUCUCCGCAGCCACCAUGAACUCCAUCACCCACGCCUUCGCCGGCCACCUCGGCGACCUCGAGCUCGCCUCCAUGUCCAUCGCCAACACCGUCGUCGUCGGCUUCAACUUCGGCCUCCUGCUGGGCAUGGCGAGCGCCCUCGAAACGCUCUGCGGCCAAGCCUUCGGCGCGAAGAAGCUCCCGAUGCUCGGCGUCUACAUGCAGCGCUCCUGGAUCGUGCUGAUCCUCUGCGCCGCCCUGAUGCUCCCCAUGUACUUCUUCGCCACCCCGCUGCUGCUCCUCAUCGGCCAGCCGCCGGAGCUGGCGGCGCAGGCCGGCACGGUGUCCCUCUGGUUCAUCCCGCUCCACUUCUCCUUCGCCUUCCUCUUCCCCCUGCAGCGCUUCCUCCAGUGCCAGCUCAAGAACUCCAUCAACGCCAUCGUCGCCGCCAUCGCCCUCGCCGUCCACGUCCUCGUCACCUGGCUCUUCGUCUUCAAGCUCAAGCUCGGCCUGAUCGGGGUCACCGUCACGCUCAACUUCUCCUGGUGGACGUCCGUGCUCUGCCUCUACCUCUACGUCACCUGCGGAGCCUGCACCGACACAUGGAAGGGCUUCUCCGGCGAGGCCUUUUCCGGCCUCUGGGACUUCGUCAAGCUCUCGGCUGCUUCCGGCGUCAUGCUCUGCUUGGAGAAUUGGUACUACCGGAUUCUGAUCUUGCUGUCCGGGAAUCUGAAAGAAGGUGAGGUCGCAGUGGACGCCAUCUCGAUCUGCAUGAGCAUCAAUGGAUGGGAGCUGAUGAUUCCAAUGGCAUUCUUUGCAGGAACAGGAGUGCGAGUGGCCAACGAACUAGGAAGCGGGAACGGCAAAGCCGCAAGGUUUGCCACCAUUAUCUCAGUGGCGACCUCCUCCCUGAUCGGCUUCCUCUUCGGCGUGCUCCUCCUCUCUCUCCACGACAAGUUUGCCCUCAUCUACUCGUCGAGCCCCACCGUCCUCCAAGCCGUCGACGACAUGUCCAUCCUCCUCGCCUUCACCAUCGUCCUCAACAGCGUCCAGCCCGUUCUCUCCGGUGUUGCAGUUGGAUCAGGAUGGCAAGCCAUGGUGGCUUACAUUAACAUAGGGACAUAUUACUUGAUAGGGCUUCCUGUGGGGGUUGCCAUGGGCUGGUUCUUCGGGCUCGGGGUCGCUGGCAUUUGGGCAGGGAUGAUCGGAGGAACUGCUGUUCAGACAGUGAUUCUGGCUUGGAUCACCAUUAGAUGUGACUGGGACAAGGAGGCUCUGAUGGCGAGGGCUCGCAUGGAGGAAGAAGAUCUCUGCAAGUAAACGCAAAAGAGAGAGGUUUGGACAUGAGGACGGAGUAUUGAAGUGGUGCAAGUAAACACAACAGAGAAGAAAUCAUUAGCAAUAUUGCUAUCUAAUUGUAAAAUAAAAUGGAUUUUCAUGUAUCUAUAUCUGUUUUUUUGUUUAUUAAUUAGCGCUUUGUUUACUUGGAAGUUAGUAAACAAAGCAGUUAUGAAAAAUAAUCUCGAAUUGAUUUCAAUCCGUUAAGAUU
Molecule: messenger RNA, 1729 nt
Organism: Zingiber officinale
Lineage: Eukaryota; Viridiplantae; Streptophyta; Magnoliopsida; Zingiberales; Zingiberaceae
Product: protein DETOXIFICATION 27-like
Exons: 8
Coding region: 46-1500 (484 amino acids)
Biological process (GO): xenobiotic detoxification by transmembrane export across the plasma membrane
Cellular component (GO): membrane
Molecular function (GO): xenobiotic transmembrane transporter activity; antiporter activity
Source: RefSeq, a predicted model, not a curated record